UCCUCCCCAACACCAACACACACUGACAGCACAGGCUGAGGAGCCAGACCCAGAGUGACUGACCGUGGGCCCCGCUUGUCCCGGCUGGCCUGGUCAGCCUCUGGAUUAUGGUCUGGCUGGGGCCCCCUUUGCUGCUCCCCAUCUUCUUCCUGGCUUCUCAUGUUGGCGCUGCGGUGGACCUGACGCUGCUGGCCGACCUGCGCCUGACAGAGCCCCAGCGCUUCUUCCUGACCUGCGUGUCCGGGGAGGCGGGGGCGGGCAGGGGCUCGGACGCCUGGGGGCCCCCGCUGCUGCUGGAGAAGGACGACCGCAUCGUGCGCACGCCCCGGCCCUGGCAGCCCCUGCACCUGGCCCGCAAUGGCUCGCGCCAGGUGACACUGCGCGGCUUCUCGCAGCCCUCCGACCUGGUGGGCGUCUUCUCCUGCGUGGGCGGCGCGGGGGCGCGGCGCACGCGCGUCCUCUACGUGCACAACAGCCCAGGAGCCCACCUGCUCCCGGACAAGGUCACACACACGGUGAAUAAGGGCGACACGGCAGUACUUUCCGCGUGGGUGCGCAAGGAGAAGCAGACAGAUGUGAUCUGGAAGAGCAACGGAUCCUACUUCUACACCCUGGACUGGCACGAGGCCCAGGAAGGGCGGUUUUUGCUGCAGCUCCCAAGCGUGCAGCCGUCAUCAAGCGGCAUCUACAGUGCCACCUACCUGGAAGCCAGCCCACUGGGCAGCGCCUUCUUUCGACUCAUCGUGCGGGGUUGUGGGGCAGGGCACUGGGGACAAGACUGUACCAAGGAAUGCCCGGGCUGCCUGCAUGGAGGUGUCUGCCACGACCAGGACGGCGAGUGUGUGUGCCCCCCUGGAUUCACUGGGACCCGCUGUGAGCAGGCCUGCAGAGAGGGCCGUUUUGGGCAGAGCUGCCAGGAACAGUGCCCAGGCACAUCAGGCUGCCGAGGCCUCACCUUCUGCCUUCCGGACCCCUAUGGCUGUUCUUGUGGAUCUGGCUGGAGAGGAAGCCAGUGCCAGGAAGCCUGUGCCCCAGGUCAUUUUGGGGCUGACUGCCACCUCCAGUGCCAGUGUCAGAACGGCGGCACUUGUGACCGCUUCAGCGGCUGCGUCUGCCCCUCCGGGUGGCAUGGGGUGCACUGUGAGAAGUCAGACCGGAUCCCCCAGAUCCUGGACAUGGUUUCAGAACUGGAGUUCAACUUAGAGACGACACCCCGGAUCAACUGUGCCGCCGCGGGGAACCCCUUCCCAGUCCGGGGCAGCGUGGAGCUCCGCAAGCCGGAUGGCACGGUCCUCCUGUCCACCAAGGCCAUUGUGGAGCCAGAUAGGACCACAGCCGAGUUCGAGGUGCCCCGCUUGGCUCUUGGGGACAGUGGGCUCUGGGAGUGCCGCGUGUCCACGUCCGGUGGCCAAGACAGCCGACGCUUCAGGGUCAACGUCAAAGCCCAGGGGGUCCCCAGAUCUAAACCAAAAACCAGAGUUGUCUUUGAUGCCCAGAAGACAGAGUCUGCUCUUAUUUCCAACGACGGGAGGGUGCUGUCUGGGCCAUGCCUUACCCCGAGUCUCCUGGCAGUGCCCCCGGUGCCCCUGACUGCCCCUCGGCUCCUGGCCAAGCAGAGCCGCCAGCUCGUGGUCUCCCCGCUGGUCUCCUUCUCCGGGGAUGGGCCCAUCGCCUCUGUACGGCUGCACUACCGGCCCCAGGACAGCACCAUGGCCUGGUCCACCAUCGUGGUGGACCCCAGUGAGAACGUGACGUUAAUGAACCUGAGGCCGAAGACGGGAUACAGUGUCCGCGUGCAGCUGAGCCGGCCAGGGGAAGGUGGGGAGGGGGCCUGGGGGCCUCCCACCCUCAUGACCACAGACUGUCCUGGUGAGAGGCCAAGAGUUAUCCCUUUCUGCCCCCCAGGGGUUACUGUCCUAUGCACUCAGGGUUGUCAUGGCUUGUCCACCCUGGGGGUCCCUGCCUUUCCCACUGGAGGUUGUCCCCUGGGGAUCAGUAUCCCGUCCGGCCCCAGGGACCCACCGGACAGUUCUGACCCCCGACCUCUGGCCCCAGAGCCCUUGUUGCAGCCGUGGCUGGAGGGCUGGCAUGUGGAGGGCCCCGACCGGUUGCGAGUGAGCUGGUCCUUACCCUCGGUGCCGGGGCCACUGGUGGGCGAUGGUUUCCUGCUGCGCCUGUGGGACGGGGCCCGGGGACAGGAGCGGCGGGAGAACGUCUCGUCCCCCCAGGCCCGCACCGCCCUCCUGACCGGACUCACACCUGGCACCCACUACCAGCUGGACGUGCGACUCUACCACUGUACCCUCCUGGGCCCAGCCUCACCCGCUGCUCGUGUGCUUCUGCCCCCCAGCGGGCCCCCAGCCCCCCGACACCUCCACGCCCAGGCCCUUUCAGACUCCGAGAUCCAGCUGGUGUGGCAGCGCCCAGAGGCUCCAGCUGGGCCUAUAUCCAAGUACAUUGUGGAGGUGCAGGUGGCUGAGGGCUCAGGAGACCCGCUGUGGAUGGACGUGGACAGGCCCGAGGAGACGAGCACCGUCGUCCGCGGCCUCAACGCCAGCACGCGCUACCUCUUCCGUGUGCGGGCCAGCGUCCAGGGCCCCGGUGACUGGAGCAACAUGGUAGAAGAGUCCACCCUAAGCAAUGGGCUGCAGAGUGAGGGCCCGGUCCAAGAGGUCCAGGCAGCUGAAGAGGGUCUGGAUCAACAGCUGGUCCUGGCUGUGGUGGGCUCUGUGUCUGCCACCUGCCUCACCAUCCUGGCUGCCCUCUUAACCCUGGCGUGCAUCCGCAGAAGCUGCCUGCAUCGCAGACGCACCUUCACCUACCAGUCGGGAUCGGGUGAGGAGACCAUCCUGCAGUUCAGCUCGGGCACCUUGACACUGACCCGGCGGCCAAAACCACAGCCCGAGCCCCUGAAUUACCCAGUGCUGGAAUGGGAGGACAUCACCUUUGAGGAUCUCAUUGGGGAGGGGAACUUCGGCCAGGUCAUCCGGGCCAUGAUCAAGAAGGACGGACUCAAGAUGAACGCAGCCAUCAAGAUGCUGAAAGAGUAUGCCUCUGAAAAUGAUCAUCGUGACUUCGCGGGAGAACUGGAAGUUCUGUGCAAAUUGGGGCAUCACCCCAACAUCAUCAACCUCUUGGGGGCCUGUGAGAACCGAGGUUACUUGUAUAUCGCCAUUGAAUAUGCCCCCUAUGGGAACCUGCUCGAUUUCCUGAGGAAGAGCCGGGUCUUGGAAACUGACCCAGCUUUUGCCCGAGAACAUGGAACGGCCUCCACCCUCAGCUCCCGGCAGUUGCUGCGUUUUGCCAGUGAUGCCGCCAAUGGCAUGCAGUACCUGAGUGAGAAGCAGUUCAUCCACAGGGACCUGGCUGCCCGAAACGUGCUAGUCGGAGAGAACCUGGCCUCCAAGAUUGCGGACUUCGGCCUUUCUCGGGGGGAGGAGGUUUAUGUGAAGAAGACGAUGGGGCGUCUCCCCGUGCGCUGGAUGGCCAUUGAGUCUCUGAACUACAGUGUCUAUACCACCAAGAGCGAUGUUUGGUCCUUUGGGGUCCUCCUCUGGGAGAUCGUGAGCCUUGGGGGCACCCCAUACUGCGGCAUGACAUGUGCCGAGCUCUAUGAGAAGCUGCCGCAGGGCUACCGCAUGGAGCAGCCUCGCAACUGUGAUGAUGAAGUGUACGAGCUGAUGCGGCAGUGCUGGCGGGACCGUCCGUACGAGCGACCCCCCUUUGCCCAGAUCGCGCUGCAGCUGGGCCGAAUGCUGGAAGCCAGGAAGGCCUACGUGAACAUGUCGCUGUUUGAGAACUUCACGUACGCGGGCAUCGACGCUACAGCUGAGGAGGCCUGAGCUGCCAUCCGGCCAGAACGUGGCUCUGCUGGCCAGAGCAAACUCGGCUCUUCAACCUGUGACUUCUGACCCUUGUCGCCUGAGCUGCCUCAAGGAAUUGUUUUUUAACUUAAGGAAGAAAAAAGGGGAUCCAGGGAUGGGGUGGGCUUCGGGGGGGGUGGGUCCUCAUCCUUUGCAGUUGCUCCCAGUGCCUCCUGAAUCACUGACGGCUACCCUCACGUCCUUCGUUCUAGUUCAGCUGUUCCACGUUUGUGCUCUUCUGUUCCCUGCCCUCAAACCCCUGCUUCAGCCCCUCCACUCAAGCCAGCACUCAUACCACUAACAUGCCCUGUUCAGCUGCGCCCCACUCCCAGCCUUGUAAUCAGGAAAAAUAAAUGCUCUGAGAAGCUCCA
Balaenoptera musculus (blue whale) is the source of this 4234-nucleotide messenger RNA. RefSeq names its product tyrosine kinase with immunoglobulin like and EGF like domains 1 (gene TIE1). The transcript is spliced from 22 exons. The record is from RefSeq and is a predicted model, not a curated record. Gene Ontology annotation, biological process: cell surface receptor protein tyrosine kinase signaling pathway; multicellular organism development; protein phosphorylation. Gene Ontology annotation, molecular function: transmembrane receptor protein tyrosine kinase activity; ATP binding; protein binding. Gene Ontology annotation, cellular component: signaling receptor complex. NCBI's taxonomy places the organism in Eukaryota, Metazoa, Chordata, Mammalia, Artiodactyla, Balaenopteridae. The coding region runs from base 108 to 3842 and encodes 1244 amino acids.